AUGUCUGCUGAGCCUUCCAAGACCAAUGCCUACUCUGAGAUCGCCAUGGGCGCCGUCAAGGAGAACGUCGGCUGGGCCGUCGGCAACAAGCAGAUGGAGGCCGAGGGCCUCGCGCGCAAGGAGAAGGGCAACGCCGAGCUCGAGGCGGCCAAGGCCGAGCAGCGCGCCAUCGGCACCAAGGACCAGGUCAAGGGCAACAUCAAGGAGGCCGCCGGCAACGUGCUCGGCAACGAGCAGUGGCAGGCCGAGGGCAAGGGCGACCAGCUCAAGGGCGACGCCCGCAAGGCCGCCAACCAGUAG
Acanthamoeba castellanii str. Neff is the source of this 300-nucleotide messenger RNA. Its product is annotated as cruciform DNA binding protein, putative. NCBI's taxonomy places the organism in Eukaryota, Discosea, Longamoebia, Acanthamoebidae. The transcript has a single exon. The record is from RefSeq and is a predicted model, not a curated record. The coding region runs from base 1 to 300 and encodes 99 amino acids.